Messenger RNA from Aplysia californica (California sea hare), 496 nucleotides. RefSeq lists its product as uncharacterized. The record is from RefSeq and is a predicted model, not a curated record. Lineage: Eukaryota; Metazoa; Mollusca; Gastropoda; Aplysiida; Aplysiidae.
AGAAUACAUGUACUAAUUAUUCAUUUGAAUAAUUUUUCUUCCCCCUCCCGGCAGAGUCACAAAGAUUGACGGUUAGAUCUGACAUAACAGAGUUCGAGACAGCCAUGAUUGACCUAAGAAAUCCCCAGUUUGUCAUGAAAACGAGAUUGGCGGCUUACGGAGCCCUCAUCUUUUUCAGUUUUUUCAUUUCAAUCGGCAUUAGCCAAUCAAAGAGCAACACAGGUGACUGUAUCCUGUUUUACGAUGGAACUAAAACCGGCCAAAACAGUAACUGCGACUUCACAACAGCCAUAGCGAUCAUAUUGCAGUUGUUGUUUUUGCUGUUUCGAGUGGUAACACUGUUCCUGGUGUUACACGGUACAGUUGGUACUGAUCACACGCUGUUUUCGGACACAAUGGAGCAGGCGUACGUUGCUAUUGAUUUCAUAGCUUUCGUGUUGACCUUUGCAGGAGCUAGUAUUCUGUCCCCCGGAGUAGGUGAAACGUGUGAAAACAU